Ectocarpus siliculosus is the source of this 2682-nucleotide messenger RNA. The record is from the annotation of a GenBank genome assembly. Lineage: Eukaryota; Phaeophyceae; Ectocarpales; Ectocarpaceae.
CAUCCUGCCCACAAUCACAACCACCCCUUCUCUAGAACACCAACACAUCAAAUAUGGCUGCUGUCGAGGGAGAGAGCAUCGGUAUCGACCUGGGCACGACCUACUCUUGUGUGGGCGUGUGGCAGAACGACCGCGUGGAGAUCAUCGCCAACGACCAGGGCAACCGCACCACUCCGUCUUACGUGGCCUUCACCGAGACGGAGCGCCUGAUCGGCGAUGCCGCCAAGAACCAGGUGGCGAUGAACGCCACCAACACCGUCUUCGACGCCAAGCGGCUGAUCGGCCGCAGGUUCACCGACCCGGCCGUGGCCUCCGACAAGAAGCACUGGCCCUUCGACGUUGUCGAGGGCGCCGGCGGCAAGCCCACGAUCGAGGUGUCUUUCAAGGGCGAGAGGAAGCAGUUCGCGCCUGAGGAGAUCUCCUCCAUGGUGCUGGUCAAGAUGAAGGAGAUCGCCGAGGCCUACCUUGGCAAGGAGGUGAAGAACGCGGUGAUCACCGUGCCCGCGUACUUCAACGACUCCCAGCGCCAGGCGACCAAGGACGCCGGAGCCAUCUCCGGCCUCAACGUGAUGCGCAUCAUCAACGAGCCGACCGCCGCGGCUAUCGCGUACGGCCUGGACAAGAAGGGCGAGGAGCGCAACGUGCUCAUCUUCGACCUGGGCGGCGGAACCUUCGACGUGAGCGUGCUGACCAUCGAGGAGGGCAUCUUCGAGGUGAAGGCCACCGCUGGCGACACCCACCUGGGCGGAGAGGACUUCGACAACCGCAUGGUGGACUACUUCCUGCAGGAGUUCAAGCGCAAGUUCCGCAAGGACAUGAGCACCAACCAGCGCGCCCUCCGACGGCUGCGCACGGCGUGCGAGCGCGCGAAGCGAACCCUCUCGUCGUCCACCCAGGCGCACAUCGAGAUCGACUCCCUGUUCGAGGGCAUCGACUUCAACUCUACCAUCACUCGCGCCCGGUUCGAGGACAUGAACCAGGACUACUUCCAGAAGUGCUUGACCCCCGUGGAGAAGGUGGUGAAGGACGCCAAGAUGUCCAAGGGCCAGAUCCACGAGGUGGUCCUGGUGGGCGGUUCCACGCGUAUCCCCAAGGUGCAGCAGAUGCUGGCGGAGUUCUUCAACGGCAAGGAGCCGUGCAAGUCCAUCAACCCCGACGAGGCCGUCGCCUUCGGCGCCACCGUCCAGGCCGCCAUCCUCUCGGGUCAGGACAAGUCGGAGAAGCUCAACUCUCUCCUGCUCCUCGACGUGACCCCGCUCGGGCAGGGGCUCGAGACGGCCGGUGGCAUCAUGACUACGCUCAUCAAGCGUAACACGACGGUGCCGGCGAAGAAGUCGCAGGUGUUCUCCACCUACGCGGACAACCAGCCGGGUGUGCUGAUCCAGGUGUACGAGGGUGAGCGCACCAUGACCCGCGACUGCAACCUCCUGGGGAAGUUCAACCUGGACGGGAUCCCGCCCAUGCCCAGGGGCCAACCGCAGAUCGAGGUGACGUUCGACAUCGACGCGAACGGUAUCCUGAACGUGCACGCCGUGGAGAAGUCCACUGGCAAGGAGAACAAGAUCACCAUCACCAACGACAAGGGCCGCCUCAGCGCAGACGACAUCGAGCGCAUGGUGGAGGAGGCCGAGCGCUACAAGGCCGAGGACGACGUCCAAAAGAGCCGCGUGGAGGGCAAGAACUCGCUCGAAAACUACGCCUACUCGAUGCGCAACACCAUCAACGAGGAGAAGGUUGCCUCGAAGCUGGACGAGGCCGACAAGACGACGAUCGAGACCAAGAUCUCGGAGACGAUCGCGUGGCUCGACGGCAACCAGUCCGCCGAGAAGGAGGAGUACGAGGAGAAGCAGAAGGAGCUUGAGGCCGUGUGCAACCCCAUCAUCCAGAAGAUGGCUGGCGGCGAGGGCGGCAUGCCGGGGGGUAUGCCUGGAGGCAUGCCCGACAUGAGCGGUGCCGGCUUCCCCGGUGCCGGAGCUCCCGCGCCGGAGGCCGAAGCGGACGCCGGGCCCAAGAUCGAGGAAAUCGACUAAACGAGCCCAUACUUCGAAGUAACGCGUGUCUGCUGCAUGAAGUCGUAUACUGUUGGAUGGUUCCGAGCAUGCACAUGUCGGAGGGUACCGACUUCGUGUGCUGCUCCGUUGCGAUUUGUCCUGGGAAUGUCAAGAUUGUUGGGGUGGAUUGUCGUGGCAGGCAUGAGGUUUGUUCGCCUUCCGGCGGCGGACUCUGUUCGACUUAAGUGGAUUGUGUCCUUGACUUACCCUCACCAGUGACGUUUUUUUCCAAGAGAAAAUGGCAGCUGCCGGGUGGCAUUGUUUCAACUGAGUCAAAGGGGAUUGUGUUUCCAAGAGUGUACCGUUACGCUGUAGUUCAAAGUUUUUACACGAAAGCCAAAUUGUUGCAGGUUGGUGUCAGACUUCUUGCGGAACUUGCCUGUUUUUGUACCGUACUGCUGUGUCCAUUUGGUUUUAAUGUAACGUAAACAAAGGAACGAAAACACUGAAUAAUCCGUGUCAUCUUUUAUCUUGCCGAGACGUGGCCGUGAGCGGCAUCCUCGAAUGCGAUGAGACUGCGUCCACGAACCGUGACGGGGUCCGAGUAUAUCCAUUCGCGUGGCAAAAUAUGUAUGGACGCACGUCCCGAGGGAAGUUAGCCAACUGAGUUGAAUCCACGAUCUAGACUUUC